Trifolium pratense (red clover) is the source of this 2419-nucleotide messenger RNA. RefSeq names its product probably inactive leucine-rich repeat receptor-like protein kinase At5g48380. Gene Ontology annotation, molecular function: protein kinase activity; ATP binding; receptor serine/threonine kinase binding. The transcript has 3 exons. The coding region runs from base 356 to 2203 and encodes 615 amino acids. The record is from RefSeq and is a predicted model, not a curated record. NCBI's taxonomy places the organism in Eukaryota, Viridiplantae, Streptophyta, Magnoliopsida, Fabales, Fabaceae. Gene Ontology annotation, biological process: protein phosphorylation.
ACAACAUUUUCUUGUGUUUGUCCAAUAAGAAGCCACCUCAAAUUUUCAACAAAAAAAGGUAAAGUCAGCAAUUGAGGAAGAACUUUCACUUUCACAAGUCUUCGCGGUUCGCUAUUCCAAGUCUUCUCUCAUCUUUGGAAUUUUUUGCCUUUCCUUCUUUGACCCGUUCCAUUUUCCCAUUUCCUUCUUCAAACCAAACCUAUCAAAAUUUCAUCUUAAUCUCUCUCAGGGUGUGUUCUUUGUGGAGUUUAUAGUUUGUGAUGUGGUGUGGCUAUGUGGAUUGAAUUGGAUACUAAUGAAUGAGGUUUCUUGAUUACUACUUUUUGAUUUGUGUUUAGGAUUUUGGUGAUUGAAGAUGGUUCUUGUUCUAAGUAGCUGGAUUUUCAGUGUUCAUGUUUUUGUUAGUUUCUUGUUGCUGAUUAGUUGUGGAAUAAUCUAUGGGACUGAAACUGAUAUCUUGUGCUUGAAAAAUAUAAAAAAUUCCAUUCAAGACCCGAAUAAUUAUUUGACAUCUUCGUGGAAUUUCAACAAUAAUACUGAAGGGUAUAUUUGUAGAUUUAAUGGUGUUGAAUGUUGGCAUCCUGAUGAGAAUAAAGUCUUGAAUCUCAAAUUGUCAAAUAUGGGACUUAAGGGUCAGUUUCCACGAGGCAUUAUUAAUUGUUCGAGCUUAACUGGAUUAGAUCUUUCGGUCAAUGAUCUCUCUGGAUCAAUUCCAGAUGAUAUAUCUUCGCUUCUAAAAUAUGUGACAUCGCUUGAUCUUUCUUCGAACGCAUUUUCUGAGGAGAUACCUGAUAACCUUGCAAAUUGUACUUAUCUGAAUAGCAUUAAACUUAAUCAGAACCAACUCACCGGUCAAAUUCCUCUACGGUUAGGCACUCUCACACGUAUUAAGACGUUCGAUGUAUCCGACAAUCUUUUGACCGGACAAAUUCCAAACUUCACUGAUGGUACAGUUAGUGUAAAUUAUGCAAAUAAUCCAGGUCUUUGUGGAGGUUCAUUGGGGGUUUGCAAGCCCAAUGGUUCCUCGAAGAGUAACACCGCGGUUAUAGCUGGAGCAGCUGUUGGUGCAGUGACUCUUGCAGCGUUAGGAUUGGGUGUUGUAAUGUUCUUCUUUGUACGCCGUGGUGCUUAUAGGAAGAAGGAAGAAGAUCCUGAAGGAAACAAAUGGGCAAGAAGUCUUAAAGGAACUAAGGCAAUUAAGGUAUCUCUAUUUGAGAAAUCAGUUUCAAAAAUGAAAUUGAGUGAUCUCAUGAAGGCUACUAACAACUUCAGUAAUAGCAAUAUCAUUGGGACAGGAAGAACAGGAACUGUUUACAAAGCUACUCUUGAGGACGGAACAGCAUUUAUGGUGAAAAGAUUGCAGGAAUCUCAACACUCUGAGAAAGAAUUUAUGUCUGAGAUGGAGACACUAGGGAGUGUAAAACAUCGUAAUCUGGUUCCUCUUUUAGGUUUUUGCGUGGCCAAAAAGGAGAGGCUUUUGGUCUUUAAGAACAUGCCAAAUGGAAUGCUCAAUGAUCACCUACACCCUGCUGAUGGUGUGUGCACCCUCGACUGGCCUUCAAGACUCAAAAUCGCAAUAGGAGCGGCCAAAGGAUUUGCAUGGCUUCAUCAUAGCUGCAAUCCCCGUAUCAUUCACCGAAACAUAAGCUCUAAGUGCAUCUUGUUAGACGAAGAUUUCGAACCCAAAAUUUCCGAUUUUGGCCUUGCCAGAUUGAUGAAUCCCCUCGAUACACAUUUAAGUACUUUUGUAAAUGGUGAAUUUGGUGAAUUUGGUUAUGUGGCUCCUGAGUAUACAAAAACACUGGUCGCUACGCCUAAGGGCGAUGUUUUCAGUUUUGGGACCGUGCUUCUUGAGUUGGUGACGGGCGAAAGACCGGCAAAUGUGUCUAGAGCACCGGAAACUUUCAAAGGAAAUCUUGCAGAAUGGAUUGCUGAGCUCACAAGCAACUCGGAACUCCACAAUGCUAUUGACGAAUCACUAGUUAACAAGGGUGAUGAUAACGAGCUUUUCCAAUUUUUAAAGGUUGCAUGCAACUGUGUUACACCAAAUCCAAAGGAGAGGCCAACCAUGUUUGAAGUAUAUCAGUUUUUAAGAGCUAUUGGCAGUAAGUACAAUUUCACAACCGAGGAUGAAAUAUUGGUACCUGAAGAUAUCAGUGCUAAUAACAUGGAUGAACUUAUUGUUGCUAGCGAAGGAAAAUAAUUGAAAAAGGUAUGCAAGAUAUAUAAUAGGGGUAUGUGUAUUCACAGUUUCUAUAUGUAAUUAUCUAUUUCUUACUUUGUUGUUCUAAAAUAAAUGUUAGUUUUUUAUUUAGUUUUUUGAGGAUCUAGAUCCAGUAGUGUGCUAUUGAUAUUGAAAUGUCAAUAUAAAAUCAUCAAUCAUGGAUUUAUAUAUAGUUGAGUUAUUUUUCUAUCUGUA